AUGUCAAGUAAGUCCUCACCGUCCAAACAACUGAGUGAGAGCUUGGGCCGAUUCCAUAUAAGCUCGCCUUCUAAACUCAAACCGUAUAUGGAAAAUGAUAAAUUCCAGGACAAAGCUUUUGAUUCACAGGGCCGUUAUCCGCGGAAUGGCAGGAGCUAUGUUGAUAAGCUAGAUAGUUGGUCAGUCAACUACGGGACUGUUCAGCAACACGGGAUAGACUCUGAAAAUGCGGAACUUCCGCAAUGGAAACAAUACAUGCAGGGUCAGGUGGUGGCGGAGAAGGGCUCACAAGAACUGCACGCGCCAGCAGACCUGGUUGUAACGUCUUCACUAAGUGACAUUUCUUUAAUACCCACUAACACGUUCAAGAAACGGGGAACGAGACUUCCGGUAGAUGAGACACACCAGUUGGACCCUGAAAACAACACGACACAAGAGAAAGAUACAGAGUUAGAUAUCGACCCUGCUCGUGAGGCAUUAGGUGUAUUCAAUAACGUCUUGCGCCACCAGCGGUCCAACUUCUUCAACGACGAUGAGCAUAAGUUAAACUCGCCUGUGCGGUCUGUUUCCGAUGGUUACGAAACAGGAUCAAAUUCAUCCUUUGAUUCAUUUGAUCCAUCUCUUUCACCUAGCAUACGUCAAUCAAACAAAAAGCAGCCCCAUCAGCCUCGGAACGAAGCGAGGAAGGAGUCCCCUAGGCGGCCCCUAAAGUUAAUUACACCAGAAGAUGCGGGUAUGGUUUUUAACUAUAAAGAAGGUGUGUGGGAUCAGCCGUCGGCUACUGUUGACGUUUCUACUAGUGGAGCGCAAGAUGAAAGCUCGCAGAGCAAAAUUGUGUCCUUUAAAUUGCCGCGGACUCGUCCAGAAACUUCCAUGGUCGAUGACACCCCUCUUUCGACCCCAAAAGUUGAUUUAAAGUUCUUGUCUAGAAAUCGAUCAGGAGAAAACACUCAAGUUCCUGCAGGGGUAGACAAGGCCGUUAGGAGAGCAAGCCGUGUCACAAGUCUUCCUGCAGACACUACGCACAACCUGGUGGAUAAUGUCACGAGCGUAUCAGAUCUGGAUACAUCAUUCCGAAUCUCCCGAGGGGCUGUUGUCUCAGCAUUGGUGGACGCAAUUCCACGCAAAGAGAAUUGGGUAAAAGUCAGAGAUCUUUCAUUGGAGAGAAGAGAUCUUGAAAGUCUGGUAGGGCUUGACGAAAUGGCACCUAGCGUACUAGAACUUAAUGUUUCGCACAACAAGCUAAACUCAUUACAAGGUGUUCCUAAACACACUAUUAGUCUAUGCUGCUCUCAUAAUAGAAUCGGGACUUACUGCCGUUUAGAUGCAUUGGAGCACCUAGAGGAUGUUGAUAUGUCACACAACGCGCUUUCUACUAAUCUUUCCUUAUUCGCAGCGUGCCUGCAUCUUCGCAACAUCAACAUCUCUCAAAACGGUGUAACCUCAUUGCAGGGCCUAUCCGAGUCACGUCUACGCAUAGAUACAUUGAACAUAGCCCGCAACCGAUUGAUUGGGCCGCUGGACUUUGCAGAUCUUUUAUCUUCGGACCAAGAACCCAAUUUUCUGACACACCUUCGGGAGCUCGACCUUAGCGGAAACAAAAUCACAACAGUCAAGAAUCUACAUUUACUAACCGGCCUAAGAGUACUAAAACUUGACGGAAAUCCGCUAGAAACCCUUGUGGGAAACACGAACAAAAGUUUGCGUAGUUUGACAGCACUUGGCUGUGCGGCGCUAAGAGAGUUGGGAGAUUUCCCACAACUUCGCAUUCUGAAGCUCAGCGGCGAGAGCCUCCAAAUCCAAAGGCUGCCUGAAUCGCUUGAGCACCUCGAGCUGACAGGUAUAACAGGCGCCAGCUCUUCUGUUAUGGUACCGUGGAACAUUCUACCCCACAUGCUCCGCAAACUGCGACUUUCGCGCCUUGGCUUUGAGGAGCUGCCUCCGGAGUUUGCUACGCACUGCCCGGCACUGGAUGCUUUAAUAAUCACAGACAACGAGCUACAGAGUGCCGCAAACUUGUUUGAACGCCUGCCGGUGAACCUGCGGACGCUGGACGUCCGAAGAAAUCCGCUCACGCAAUUCAAGGCUGAAUCAGAAAGGAAGAUGUUGGCUGAAGCAGCAGCUAUGGCAGCUCCUAACCUUAAGAAGAUAUUCCUAUAG
Molecule: messenger RNA, 2160 nt
Organism: Lachancea thermotolerans CBS 6340
Lineage: Eukaryota; Fungi; Ascomycota; Saccharomycetes; Saccharomycetales; Saccharomycetaceae
Gene: NUD1
Product: Nud1p
Exons: 1
Coding region: 1-2160 (719 amino acids)
Molecular function (GO): protein binding
Source: RefSeq, a predicted model, not a curated record